CCCGCCGCUGCGUCACCCCGCGGCGCUGCCCCGCCCCUCCCGGCCGCUGCGUCGCUGGUGCCCGCCGGCCCGGGCGGUGGUGGCGGCCAUGGCGCAGCCGGGCGGGGGCCGCCCCGUCACCGUCAGCGACGUGCAGCAGCUGGUGCGGCGGAAGGACGAGCUGGAGGCGCAGAUCAAGGCCUGCUACGAGCUGCUGGAGGGCCAAAAGGGCGUGGGGAUGCACGAGCCGCUGGUGGACGCCGAGGGGUUUCCCCGUGCUGACAUCGACCUCUACCAAGUGCGCACGGCCCGGCACAACGUCAUCUGUUUGCAGAAUGAUCACAAGGCCCUGAUGAAGCAGGUGGAAGAAGCCCUUCACCAGCUGCACGCCCGGGAGAAGGAGAAGCACGCCAAGGACGAGGCGGAGGCGCUGGCCGAGGCCAUGAGCCAGAGCCAGAACCUGCCACAGGCUUUUGCCAAAGUGAACACGGUGACUCCAGGAUCUCCUGCAAGCAUCUCCGGACUUCAGGUGGAUGAUGAGAUUGUGGAGUUUGGUUCUGUCAAUGUAAACAACUUCCAGAACCUGCAGAACAUCGCCACAGUGGUGCAGCACAGUGAAGGGAGACCCCUGAGUGUGACUGUGAUCCGCAGCGGCAAAAAAGUGCACGUGGGGCUGACUCCAAAGCGCUGGGCCGGGAAGGGCCUCCUGGGCUGCAAUAUCAUUCCCUUGCAGAGAUGACUGUUGCUUGGAAAACAAUAAAGCUGAAGCUCAUGCCUGCUUUCUUGACCCUGAUCUGGUUUGAAAACUUCUCCACGUGUUCUUGCUGAAACAAACAUUUCAGAGGCCGUGAUUUCUAGGUGCCAGGCUUGCUGAGUCUGAAGAGAUUCUGAGAGCAGGGCCUGCCUGCAUUUCAGGAUUGCACUGGUUCAGGAGUCGCUUGCGGAGUUGCAAAAUGUGGCUUCUCAUCUCUUACACCUUGUAUCAGUAUGGAAUGAGGCUACAGAGGGACCCAAACUUCACUUGACACAGGCUCUAAAGAGCAUGAAGUACUCUUACUUGGUGAUAACAGAGCGUUGCCUUUCCUCCCCCAUAAAAUUCCUCACCCAACAUCUUGUAAUACACGCUAAGAACUCCUGGAGCACUUUUUGGUGUCUGUAAUAGUAGACGACAGUCAAGAAAUAUGCAAGUUUGAUAUUUUAUCUCCCCCGUGUUACCGCAACUUUUGAAGUCACUAAACAUGACGAAAGAAUUUUUUGAAUGCCUAUAAUUAUUUUAAGUUAAUGAGAUAAGGAAUAGGGGGCUAUAAUUCUGCUUUGGUUUAUUUCUAGUAGCUUGUAUAGUCAUGAUAAAAGUACUCCUAAUCUGCCUUCUUUUUCUCUCUUUUUUUUAAAUUUAAAAAAUUUGUUUAUUUGUGGUAGUUGGUUUUAGAGUGUAUUAACUCUUUGAGGGGAUUUUGGGGAGGACUUUUGUUUUGUUUCCAGUUGAACUUCAAAAUACUUUCCCAGAACAAUAAAACUUGAGUAGCACCUCUC
Messenger RNA from Falco peregrinus (peregrine falcon), 1512 nucleotides. RefSeq names its product proteasome 26S subunit, non-ATPase 9 (gene PSMD9). The record is from RefSeq and is a predicted model, not a curated record. Gene Ontology annotation, cellular component: nucleus; cytoplasm. Bases 89 to 718 code for a protein of 209 amino acids. Gene Ontology annotation, molecular function: protein binding. Gene Ontology annotation, biological process: proteasome regulatory particle assembly. The transcript has 6 exons. NCBI's taxonomy places the organism in Eukaryota, Metazoa, Chordata, Aves, Falconiformes, Falconidae.